AUGUGUCCUGUUCUGAAUCUACAACAACGACAACGAAAUAGAGCGGCAACAUUGAAAUCGGCUUUGAAAUCUUGGCAUUUCCAUGCAACCAGUUUCGUUCGCAGGAACCAGGAUCCAGUGAAGAAAUUCAGAAUGUUGUCUGCACAAGGUUCAAAGCUGAAUUUCCAAUUUUCGAAAAGGUUGAAGUUAAUGGAAAGAAUGCAGACCCUCUUUACAACCUGCCAAGAAAUUUUUGCCUGCAAUUCAAGAGGCUAUGUACCAUAUCACAUGCUCCAAAUAUCACAGGCUAUAUAUUUCAGUGAUCACUCACACUAG
This is a messenger RNA of Lathyrus sativus (Indian pea), 315 nucleotides long. The record is from the annotation of a GenBank genome assembly. Lineage: Eukaryota; Viridiplantae; Streptophyta; Magnoliopsida; Fabales; Fabaceae.